AUGUCCCCUAUCACCCGCCCACCCCUCCACCCCUCCCUCUCUGCCAUCCACCAAACCAUCCCAACGAUGGACAUCAGCACGCCCGAAAAGCGCCGCGUCUACCGUGACUACCUGACCACACACUUCACACUCGAAAACACCCUCAAGGGCCAUGAAUCCACUAUCGCCUACCAAGAAGUCGACAUCCCGGGUCCCGCUGGCCCCCUGCGUGCCACCAUCUUCCGCCCAAAGCACACCACUUUAGACGUCUCCUCCACCCCGGGGAUCCUGCACAUGCACGGUGGCGGGCACUCCACUGGAAACCGCUUCAUGGGCUUCACCGUGCUGGACUGGGUUGAAUCCCUCAGCGCAGUGAUCAUGACGGCAGAGUACCGUCUCGCGCCGGAACAUCCCCAGCCUGCGCAAUUGGAGGAUAGCUAUGCGGCGUUGAAGUGGAUGAGUGAGCAUGCACAUGAUCUAGGGUUCAACCCGUCCAAGUUAGUCGUAUGUGGUGGCUCAGCGGGAGGUAACCUCGCCGCUGGCCUGAGCCUUCUAGCAAGAGACCGCGCGGGACCCGCGAUCAAAGGCCAAGUGCUGAUGUACCCCUGGGUAGACGACAGCGUGGAGUGGAACUCGAUGGAACAGUUCGGGGAUAUUGCGCCGUUGACGAAGGCGGAUGCGGCGCAGGCGAGUGAUUUUGCCUUCGGAGUGAAUCGGGAGUUUGCCGAUAUGUAUACGGUUCCGCUGAGAGCGGAGAGCUUUGUGGGACUGCCCGAGACGUUUAUUGAUGUUGGCGAGGCGGAUGUGUUCCGUGAUCAGGAUCUUGCGUAUGCGGCCAGGUUGUGGAGGGAUGGAGUCGCUACGGAGUUGCAUGUUUGGCCUGGGUGCUGGCAUGGGUUUGAUGCUUUUGUGCCUGAGGCGGAGGUUAGUCGCAGGGCGAGGGAGGCGAGGUUGGGGUGGUUGAAGAGGUUACUUGCUUGA
This is a messenger RNA of Aspergillus piperis CBS 112811, 960 nucleotides long. Its product is annotated as alpha/beta hydrolase. The coding region runs from base 1 to 960 and encodes 319 amino acids. The record is from RefSeq and is a predicted model, not a curated record. The transcript has a single exon. Gene Ontology annotation, molecular function: hydrolase activity. NCBI's taxonomy places the organism in Eukaryota, Fungi, Ascomycota, Eurotiomycetes, Eurotiales, Aspergillaceae.